GUCAGCACGUGUACUCUUCUCUCUCUCUCUCUCUCUCUCUCUCUCUCUCUGUUUCUCCCUCUGCGCGAGAGCGUCCGAGCCGAAGAAGCUGAAAUGGGGAGCUCAUCGAAGGACGAGUCGGGCAGCGACGGCGGCAAUUCGGGCGGCGGCGGCGGCGGUGGCGGCGGCGGCGACCCUCCCAAGUCCACCUCCGCCGUCUUCUCCGAGGGAGAGAAGGUCCUCGCCUUUCACGGCCCUCGGAUCUACGAGGCCAAGGUUCAAAAGGCUGAGGUUCGGAAGAAUGAAUGGAAAUACUUCGUUCACUACCUCGGAUGGAACAAAAAUUGGGAUGAAUGGGUAGGCCCAGAGCGUCUGAUGAAAUAUACUGAGGAAAAUAUCAUGAAGCAGCAAGUUCUUGAUAAGAAACAAGGUGUAGACAAGAACCCAAAGUCAGGUCGUAUGACUCAGAAUAAGCCAAAAAGUAUUACCGAUGUGAAAGUCGAUAAGGAGGAUCUUAAGAGCACAGUGACAAAAGGCAAGAAGCGAAAGAGUGAAGCUGGUGCUGAGAAAGACAAUGAACCAGCGGAGAAGCUUGUCAAGAUUCAAAUUCCAGCAGCAUUAAGGAAGCAACUUGUUGAUGACUGGGAAUUUGUUACUCAGAGGGAUAAGCUUGUUAAGCUACCCCGUUCUCCAAGUGUGGAUGAAAUUUUCACAAAUUACCUUGAAUACAGGACCAAGAAGGAUGGCAUGAUGACUGACAUAAUAGGAGAAAUCUUGAAAGGAUUGCGUUGUUACUUUGACAUAGCAUUGCCUGUGAUGCUCUUGUACAAAAAGGAGCGCCAACAGUAUCGCGAAGCAGUUGUAGGUGACACCUCUCCGUCAACUAUUUACGGUGCUGAACAUCUCCUGAGGCUUUUUGUAAAGCUGCCCGAGUUACUGGCUCAUGUGAACAUUGAAGAGGACACCUUGACGCGGUUGCAGCAGAAACUGCUCGACUUUCUCAAGUACUGAUUCAUACCUCUGUCUUUUCAACGGUUCCUCCAGAAGAACCAAAGUACCUUCUUCCUUUCUGCAUAUGAAGCGUCCAAAGCUUCGGAAGGAAAAGGGAAGAGGAAAGAUGAGGGAGCCUAGCCUAGCCGGAGCGUCCACUGCUCCGUUUCCGACAACUUCCAAUUCAUUAGGGGACGCUGUCGGCUAACGAUUCUGAUGUCGUGGAAUUCUCUGCCCAUUAAAAGCCGGAAGAAUUCCUUUUGCUGUGUUGUUGUAACAUUAGCAUUGACUAGUUCAUUCUUUCUUUAUGAUCCGUUUCCCCUCGUAGUGAAGGGGGUGAUAGUUGGUAAAUUACCUUUAUACGGUUCGAUUCGGCGCAGUUCUUACGCUGACGAUUGUUUCUCAGACAAGACCAACUGUCGGGUAUUUCAAUUCAUCCAGACUCACUAUUGUACUCGACAAGAACCUCAAGACCUAGAGGGUCGAUAGGAAACACAUUUUAUCUCAAUAAGUCCUACUUUCUGAAUGAUGUUUCUUGUGUAUUA
Messenger RNA from Eucalyptus grandis, 1514 nucleotides. Its product is annotated as protein MRG1. NCBI's taxonomy places the organism in Eukaryota, Viridiplantae, Streptophyta, Magnoliopsida, Myrtales, Myrtaceae. The record is from RefSeq and is a predicted model, not a curated record. Gene Ontology annotation, biological process: chromatin organization; regulation of DNA-templated transcription. The coding region runs from base 94 to 990 and encodes 298 amino acids. Gene Ontology annotation, cellular component: histone acetyltransferase complex; nucleus. The transcript has 11 exons.